Messenger RNA from Centropristis striata (black sea bass), 1547 nucleotides. Its product is annotated as serine/threonine-protein kinase pim-2-like. NCBI's taxonomy places the organism in Eukaryota, Metazoa, Chordata, Actinopteri, Perciformes, Serranidae. Gene Ontology annotation, biological process: negative regulation of apoptotic process; regulation of mitotic cell cycle; protein autophosphorylation. Gene Ontology annotation, molecular function: ATP binding; protein serine/threonine kinase activity. Gene Ontology annotation, cellular component: cytoplasm. The record is from RefSeq and is a predicted model, not a curated record. Bases 155 to 1327 code for a protein of 390 amino acids. The transcript is spliced from 8 exons.
AAAAUCAGAACACAGAACCUCAGAACUCUCAGAGAGAUGAUAAUUCACUCACACUCACAUAUUAUCAGCAGAGAGACACACAACUUCUUGAUACUUCUUCUUGAUACAGUGAAAUAUUUUCUCAAAUAUUUGUACCGAGCGCUUACAAAGCAACAUGGAUGAAAAGACUCUUUAUUCUCUGGACUCAGAGAAUGGUUCAAAGAGCAGUGGCAGCACUACUGAACCCAACUACUGCAUGGGCGACUGUAGGGUGACACGUAACAAACGCAAGGCCAGCAUAAAUUACUCAGAGCCACCCAGAAAAAGGCAGAGGUGUGCCAGUGAACCCGCUGAGGUGCCAGUGGAGGAUGUGACAGCUAAAGGGACCAAGAGAAAAGCCAGCACCCAAAGGGGUCCCCCCCCGAAGAGGCGGAGAACUGGAACCUACGACACCAACGCUGGUGAAGUCUCCCCGAGCUCCUGCAGCCCUUCAACCUCCCGGCAGAACAAUGAGACGCCAUCCUGCUCCGUCAGGACCAGCAGAGAAAAAUUUGAGGCCAAGUACCUGCAGCUUCUCAAGCUCGGAAAAGGCGGCCAAGGAACGGUUUAUGCUGGAGAAAGAAAAACUGACAACUUACCAGUGGCGAUCAAACGCAUCCCUAAAGCUGCUGUGAAGACUGGACCAGUGGUUAUAAAUGGAAAGACGCACAUGGUGCCAUUGGAGGGGCUUCUCAUGCUGAGAGUGGCAGGUGGAGCGGGGUCACUGGGGAAACAUGCUGCCGUGUCAUUAUUAGACUGGUAUGAUCUGGGCACAGAGGUCCUGCUUGUCAUGGAGAGACCAGUCCCCUGUGAGGACCUGCUGGCCUACCUCGAUAAGAAUUUGUUCUUGAGGGAAGACCAGGCAAAGAAGAACAUCAUGAAGCAGCUGGUGGAAGCAGCAAUUAAGAUGCACUCUUGUGGAGUCUUCCAUCGGGACAUUAAAGCAGAAAAUGUCCUCGUUGAUUUUAGCUCGGAUGUCCCUCGUGUGAGAAUCGUAGACUUUGGAAGUGCCUGCUUGGUGACGGAGAUACCACACAAGUCCUUCUGUGGAACCACUGCCUACAUCCCUCCAGAGUUUUUCCGGCUUAGCACAUACGAGGCGGGCCCCAGCACAGUCUGGCAGCUGGGCGCUCUGCUCUAUGAACUGGUGGACAGCCAUUUCACCACAAGAAAAUUCCUUCGCAAGAAAAUUACCAUAAACACUAUGCUGUCCAAAGACUGCCAGGACUUGUUGAAGGUGUGUUUGGCUGUGAACCCUCAGGAGCGCGGCACUCUGGAGCAGAUUCUGCUGCACCCCUGGUUCUCCUAAUCCUGCACAACCGACCACCCAUUGGGCUGAGCCAACUGACUCCAAAGAACUCCAUCCUUUGGUCUUAUAGUCUACACCGCGUUCCAAAUUAUUACGCAAAUUGUAUUUAAGUGUCAUAAAGAUUACAUGUUUUGUUUUUCAAUUAAACUCAUGGAUGGUAUUGUGUCUCAGGGCUCUUUGGAUCACUGAAAUCAAUCUCAGACACCUGUGAUAAUUAGUU